ACAGGUUCCAUGGAUCUUUGCACAAUCAUUAAAGGAGUCUCGUUCCUUCUGCAGACGGGACUGGGAGUUCUGGGUAACACAGCUGUGCUGAUGGCAUAUGUUCAUGUUGCUUUUGUAGAGGCAUGCAUGCAGCCUGUGGACAGAAUCCUGGCUCACCUGGCUUUCAGUAACCUGCUGCAACUGCUGACUCGUGGCGUGCCACAGACGAUGUUCAUCUUCGGGCUGCACAAACUACUGGAUGAUUGGGGCUGCAAAGUGGUGAUCUACGCCUACCGUCUCAGCCGCGGCCUUUCUGUCUGCAUCACAGGGAUGCUGAGUUUCUUCCAAGCACUCACCAUCGCGCCGUCAGCUGGCCCGCACAUUACCAAACUGAAAUCUCAUCUUUCACAGCUGGUCGUGCCCAUCUUUGUAGGUCUGUGGGUUCUUAACCUUAUGACCUCCGUCACCUCUCUGAUGUUCGCAACGGCACCUCAGAAUAGCUCUGUGGCUGCUUUUACCCUCAACCUUGGCUUCUGUCACGUCAACUUCGGUGACAACCUGUCAUAUGUGUCGAAUGGCACAAUCCAAACAACACGAGACUUUGCUUUCGUGGCCAUCAUGCUGUUGUCCAGCGGCUACAUCCUCAUCCUGCUGCAGAAACACCAUAAGCAGGUCAGGUCCAUCCGACGCGCUCAGCAAGGAACCCCUAUGGAAAUACGGGCAGCUAAGAGCGUCGUCAUGCUGGUGGUGCUCUACACCAUGUUCUUCGGUAUUGACAACGCAAUCUGGCUCUACAUGCUGACUGUUGCCCAGGUCCCAGGUAUGGUAGCAGACCUGAGAGUGUUUUUCACAUCAUGCUAUGCCAUGCUCAGUCCUUUCCUCAUGAUAAGCACCAAUAAGAAGAUAAAGGAGAGGAUGGUGUGUGCGGCUAGAGAACAGUCAAGUGAGGAGUCCACAGAGAAACCAAACACUAAAUGA
Clarias gariepinus (North African catfish) is the source of this 957-nucleotide messenger RNA. Its product is annotated as olfactory receptor class A-like protein 1. Gene Ontology annotation, cellular component: membrane. The transcript has a single exon. The record is from RefSeq and is a predicted model, not a curated record. Gene Ontology annotation, molecular function: pheromone receptor activity. NCBI's taxonomy places the organism in Eukaryota, Metazoa, Chordata, Actinopteri, Siluriformes, Clariidae. Gene Ontology annotation, biological process: G protein-coupled receptor signaling pathway. The coding region runs from base 10 to 957 and encodes 315 amino acids.